AUGACUGAGAUGACACCAACAACUCUGUGGCCACAGAACAACCGUACUGGCUGCAAAUUUGAUUCUCAGUCAGGGGCCGUGACAGUCUACAUCAUCAGUCAGUUUAUCUGCCUCUUUGGCCUGCUGGGGAACAGCAUUGUCCUUUGGUUUCUCAGGCUGUUUAUCAGGAAGAACCCCAUCAUCCCUUACAUCUUCAGCUUGGCACUGGCAGACGCUGCCUAUCUCCUCUGCUGCCUGGUGAUUGUCAGCAUGUUCAACGCGGCCCAUUUUAGCAGGUCCCCCUUCCCGCAGGCCUGGUGCCUGCCCAUACUGAUCUUGUUCAAAGUGGAGCUGAGCUCAUACAGCACUGGCCUCUACUUGCUCACAGUUAUCAGCGUGGAGAGGUGCCUCGGCGCCCUUUGCCCUUUCUGGUACCGUUUCCGUCGCCCGGAGUGGGUGUCUAGUGCUGUCUCUAUAGGGCUGUGGUCCUUGGCCAUCCUGCAAUCUGGGCUGAGCAUUUUUUUCUUGUGGGAAAGAUCAGUAAAUAGAAAGAUAGACAAAGCAAUCAAUGCCUUCAACCUCCUAAUUUGCACCCCUGUUAUGAUUCUGUCCAGCUUGACUCUGUUUGCCAAGGUGAAAUGCUGCUCACACCCACAAAACCAACCAGGACACCUCCAUAUGACGAUUUUACUCACUGUCUUCUUCUUUGUCCUUUGUGCUGUUCCCCUCAGUGUAAUGACUUUGUUCAGGGAGUAUGUUAAUGGGUUCCCGGGUAUUUUUUACUUGCUUGCCUCAGUGAACAGUAGCAUCAACCCAGCUAUUUAUUUCUUAGUAGGCUGCCACAGGGAGAGAUGGUUUAGGGAGCCUCUUCUUCUCAUUCUUCAGAGGGCCCUAAAGGAGGAGAAAGAUUCCAAGGUGGAAGAGGAAAGCAUAGAUAAAAAACAAGCGGCCACUCUCAGACAGCCUGGACUGCUCAGUUUGCACAAUACUUAA
Molecule: messenger RNA, 972 nt
Organism: Varanus komodoensis (Komodo dragon)
Lineage: Eukaryota; Metazoa; Chordata; Lepidosauria; Squamata; Varanidae
Product: mas-related G-protein coupled receptor member H-like
Exons: 1
Coding region: 1-972 (323 amino acids)
Biological process (GO): G protein-coupled receptor signaling pathway
Cellular component (GO): membrane
Molecular function (GO): G protein-coupled receptor activity
Source: RefSeq, a predicted model, not a curated record